Messenger RNA from Brassica oleracea var. oleracea, 1212 nucleotides. RefSeq names its product protein FEZ-like. The record is from RefSeq and is a predicted model, not a curated record. NCBI's taxonomy places the organism in Eukaryota, Viridiplantae, Streptophyta, Magnoliopsida, Brassicales, Brassicaceae. Gene Ontology annotation, molecular function: DNA binding. The transcript has 4 exons. Gene Ontology annotation, biological process: regulation of DNA-templated transcription. The coding region runs from base 1 to 1212 and encodes 403 amino acids.
AUGGCGGCUGAUCCUUCGGGAAAAAUGGAAGAGAGAAACAACGAUGGUGAUCAGAAAAUGGAGGAAGUAUUGUUGCCCGGGUUUAGGUUUCAUCCAACCGACGAAGAGCUUGUAAGCUUCUACUUGAAGCGGAAGGUUCAACACAAUCCUCUCUCCAUUGAACUCAUACGACAACUCGAUAUCUACAAAUACGACCCCUGGGAUCUUCCAAAGUUUGCCACGGGUGAAAAAGAAUGGUACUUUUAUUGUCCGAGGGACAGGAAGUAUAGGAACAGUUCGAGGCCGAACCGAGUGACUGGAGCCGGUUUCUGGAAAGCCACGGGAACGGACAGGCCUAUAUACUCGUCGGAAGGAAACAAAUGCAUAGGUUUAAAGAAGUCACUAGUGUUCUACAAAGGCAGAGCUGCAAAAGGAGUUAAGACUGAUUGGAUGAUGCAUGAGUUUCGUAUGCCUUCGCUCUCUGUGCCAUCUCCUUCUACUAAGAGGUUCUUUGAUUCGCCUGUCUCUCCAAACGAUUCGUGGGCUAUAUGCAGAAUCUUCAAAAAGACAAACACAACGACCCUAAGAGCUAUGCCUCACUCAUUUGUUUCCUCGUUGCCAUCAGAGACAAGCAUAGACACAAUGUCGUCCGACCAAAAGCUAUCAAACACAUCACACUUUUCUUCAGACAAGAUCCUCAAAACUAGCUCUCACUUCCAGUUUCAUCAUGAGAAUAUGAGCAGUACUCCCAAAACUAGUACUAGUCCAACUUCUCAUGUUGCCACUAUAAAUCCAUUCUCUUACUUGGAUUUCACUUCCUACGAGGAAACCACCAACGUUUUCAAUCCUGUUUCAUGUCUAGACCAUCAACACCUCACUAAUCUCUUUCUUGCCACACAAGAAACACAGCCUCAGUUUCCAAGGCUUGCCUCACCUAAUGAAUCCCCCUCGUUUCUCGUAAACAUGUCUUCAUCAGAUUGUGCCUUGUUGGGAGAAUGCACAAGCCAGAUCGACCUAAGCGUGAUGUUGGCUCAAGAGCAGUGUCCCGCGCUUGUAAGCCUACCACAAGAGUAUCAAGAGAAGGGACUCGAAGGAAAUGGGGAAAUAAAGAACCUGGGUGGUUGCAAUGAAGAUUAUCAUUAUCAAGACGUGAAACAUAACAUGACAUUGUUGGAGAGUUAUUAUUCCUCUUUGUCUAAUGGCGAAUUGGCAAAUUGUUUCUCCACAACUUGA